Messenger RNA from Oryza brachyantha (malo sina), 2328 nucleotides. Its product is annotated as probable L-type lectin-domain containing receptor kinase S.7. Gene Ontology annotation, biological process: protein phosphorylation. The record is from RefSeq and is a predicted model, not a curated record. Gene Ontology annotation, cellular component: plasma membrane. Gene Ontology annotation, molecular function: carbohydrate binding; protein kinase activity; ATP binding. The transcript has a single exon. NCBI's taxonomy places the organism in Eukaryota, Viridiplantae, Streptophyta, Magnoliopsida, Poales, Poaceae. The coding region runs from base 1 to 2124 and encodes 707 amino acids.
AUGGCAGCUCCCAGCCUCCUCGCCGUCCUCCUCUUGCCGCUCGUUCUAACGGGUUCAGCGGCGGCGAGCAGCAGCAGCAGCAGCAAUAAUGUCAGCUUCGACUCGGCGGCGCUGGCCUUCUCCGACCUGACGCUGCUGGGGGACUCGUUCCUGCGCAACGGCUCCGUCGGCCUCACGCGCGACACCGGCGUGCCGUCCUCCUCCGCCGGCAGCGUGCUCUGCAGCCGCGCCGUCGCGUUCGGCACCGGCGCUGCGGCGGCGGCGGCGUCGUUCGCGGCCAGGUUCUCCUUCGUCAUCGCCAACCAGAACGCCGGCUCCACCGGCGGCGAUGGCAUCGCCUUCUUCAUCUCCCCCGACCGCGCCACGCUCGGCGCCACCGGAGGCUACCUCGGCCUCUUCAACUCCUCCUCCUCCUUCUCCUCCUCCUCCUCUGCCGCCAGGAGCAGCAACGACUCCGCCGCCAUCGUCGCCGUUGAGUUUGAUACGAUGCUGAACGAGGAGUUCGGCGACCCGAGCGGCAACCACGUCGGGCUGGACCUCGGCUCGCCGAUGUCCAUCAACGCCGUCGACCUCGCCGCGUUCGGCGUCGUCCUCAACAGCGGCAACCUCACCACGGCGUGGAUCGACUACCACGGCGGCGACCACCAGCUCCAGGUGUCGCUCAGCUACUCCGGCGCCAAGCCGACGCGACCUGUCCUCUCCGUCGCCGUCGACCUCUCGCCGUAUCUCAGGGACGCCAUGUACGUCGGCUUCUCGGCGUCCACGGAGGGGAGCACGCAGCAGCAUACCAUCAAGGAAUGGACCUUCCAGACGUUCGGUUUCCCGUCGGCGACCAACUCCUCCUCCUCUUUUUCCAACGCCACCAGCAACGCGUCCGUCCCCGGCGAGGCGACCGCCGGUGGCGCCGCCUCCCGCAAGAAGAGGUUCGGGCUAGCCGUGAGCAUCCUCGGCCCCGUCGCCCUCGCCGUGUCGUUCGUCUUCUUCGCCUGGGUGUCCAUCAAGAAGCUGAUAGAGCUCACCUCCCGGAAGCAUGCCGGCAUCCUGCCGGAGCUGGUCAAGGGGCCGAGGAAGUUCAGCUACAAGGAACUCAGCGCCGCGACCAGGGGAUUCCACGCGAGCAGGGUGAUCGGCAAAGGCGCGUUCGGGACGGUGUACAAGGCGGCGAUGCCGGCGGGGACGGCCGCCGCAUCAUCCGCCGGCGCAACAGCCUACUACGCCGUGAAGCGGUCGACGCAGGCGCACCAGAGCCGGAGCGAGUUCGUCGCCGAGCUCUCCGUCAUCGCCUGCCUCCGGCACAAGAACCUGGUCCAGCUGGUGGGGUGGUGCGACGACAAGGGCGAGCUGCUGCUGGUGUACGAGUACAUGCCCAACGGCAGCCUGGACAAGGCGCUCUACGGCGAGCCGUGCACGCUGUCGUGGCCGGAGCGGUACACGGUGGCGGCCGGCAUCGCGUCGGUGCUGUCCUACCUCCACCAGGAGUGCGAGCAGCGGGUGAUCCACCGCGACAUCAAGACCAGCAACGUCCUGCUCGACGGCAACCUCAGCGCGCGCCUCGGCGACUUCGGCCUCGCCCGCCUCAUGGACCACAACAAGAGCCCCGUCUCCACGCUCACCGCCGGCACCAUGGGCUACCUCGCGCCGGAGUACCUCCAGUCCGGCAAGGCCACCGAGCAGACCGACGUCUUCAGCUACGGCGUCGUGCUGCUCGAGGUGUGCUGCGGCCGCCGCCCCAUCGACAAGGACGACGCCGGCGGCAAGAACGUCAACCUCGUCGACUGGGUGUGGCGCCUCCACGGCGAGGACCGCCUCAUCGACGCCGCCGACCCGCGCCUCUCCGGCGGCUUCGACCGCGACGAGAUGCUCCGGCUGCUGCUCGUCGGGCUGAGCUGCGCGAACCCCAACUGCGACGAGCGGCCGGCGAUGCGGCGCGUGGUGCAGAUACUGAACCGCGAGGCCGAGCCGGUGCCCGUGCCGAGGAAGAAGCCGCUGCUGGUGUUCAGCUCUACCGCGUCGAUGAAGCUGCAGGAGAUCGCCUUUGCCUGCGGCGAUGAGGUCCGCGGUGGCCUCCCGGCGGCGGCGGCCACGUCCCCGAAGUCUGACGGCGGCGGCGACAUAGAACGCUGACACUGAUCAUCACUGAAGCAGAGGAAGGGCUAAUACCGCGUAUGAAUUACUACUACUAGUGUGAUUCUUAUACACGAAUGAAUGAUUGAUUGAAUUGCUCUUGUGAUGUGCUCAUAAAGGGGAAUAUAGGUAAUAAUCCCCGCUGUUUGUAUGAGUUUUGAAAUAGUACUUGUACAUCUACCACUGCCAAGGUGUGUUUCAGCA